CAGUGCAGCUCGCUGUGUCCUGGAGGGCAGAGGCAGAGGGCUUCAUUCAUUCAGCGUGGCUCAGGACAGCAGGAGAAGGGGGCUGAGCGCUUACUGAAGGGAAGGAGGUGGAGACCAGAGGAGGAUUCAUAAACUGGAGUUCAUCUCCUAGUUUUAAAACGCCGCUCUCAGUUCAAACCUUCAAGUAGCGUAGAACUAGAUCAAAACUAACCGACCCAACGCGACUCAUCAUUCAGAGAGGUAACGUUAACUUACUGCUCCGGAACAACUGCGGCUUCACUGGACAAAGUUGAAUGGACUUGAUUGCACGGACAAGACCAACUAAAACGAACCGCUGCAGUGAAUCUCUGGGAUUUUAGGAGAAAGACAUCAGGAGGAACUCUCUCAAAUGCAAAACUAUAUGUAUGAGAAGGCGAUGGCACCCGAAACAAGAAACGGAGGAACAUCCACGUUAAAUAACAACGGCGUAGACAACAGCAAGAGGAAACUCUUAAUAGCACUGGACAUCUUCUGCCUUGUUCUGGUUAUGCUGCCCUCGAUGGUGUUGCAUAAAUCGACAGUGCAGCCGUACCAGCGUGGGUUCUACUGCGCAGACGACAGUAUCCGCUAUGCCUAUAAAAGCAGCACUGUGCCCUCUUCUGUGCUGACAGCCGUGGGCCUCCUCCUGCCCAUUGCCAGCAUUGUGAUUGGCGAAUGCUACAGGAUCCAUUACCUGAACCAGGGCUCCAAGUCAUUCGUGGGAAAUCCAUAUGUCUCCGCCCUUUACAGACAAGUGGGCGUGUUCAUCUUCGGCUGCGCCGUCAGCCAAUCAUUCACAGACAUUGCCAAGGUCUCGGUUGGACGGAUGAGGCCGCACUUCCUAGACGUUUGUAAGCCUGACUACUCUACCAUCAACUGCUCUCUGGGAUAUAUUACUCAAUACACAUGUCUUGGAAAUCAAAGCGAAGUACAAGAAGCCAGGAAAUCCUUCUUUUCUGGACAUGCUUCAUUUUCGAUGUACACCAUGCUGUAUCUGGCUUUCUACCUGCAGUCUCGGUUCACGUGGCGAGGAGCCCGUCUGCUGAGGCCACUCCUGCAGUUCACCUUGCUAAUGAUGGCCUUCUACACCGGGUUAUCACGCGUUUCUGAUCACAAGCACCACCCCACUGAUGUGUUAGCUGGCUUUGUCCAAGGAGCCCUGGUGGCCUACUGCAUAGCCUUUUAUGUAUCGGACCUCUUCAAACCUAAAGCCAAGACUGCCACUCCACCUCCCUCGCCAAUCAAGAAAGAGCUCCUCCCCUCUUCUGACAUCAUAGACAGGAACAACCAUCACAACAUGGUGUAAGAGGGGGGGAACGGGAGGAUCCGUUUGCAGUCUCCCCAUCCCUCACCACCCCCCGAAUCCCCUGAAGAAACCAGAACAGCCACCUGUGACAGAGGAGUUACGGCCUAGUUGACGCCUCCUCUCUCUCAUCUGACAGUAGAAUGUAGGGACAGGACAGAGACAAUCCUAUUGACUCUUAUUAUAAUGACCUCACUAUCCUAGAGCCCGAUUCGAAAGGCCAAACAGACAUAAAGCUAACAAAAAAAGCGAUUUCUCCCUCAGAAUAUUGCGGAGAAUGAAUUCAGCUCCAUUGACGAUAGUAAUACACAGAAUGCGUUAAUGAACACCAACGAAAGGAAGAAGAGAGUGAAUGUGAGGCUGGUCACGUGACCAGCGCUUCUCUCCUUCCGACCAUCUCUUUCUCUUGUCUCUGUGGCCUUUCAGCAACAGUAUAGGACAACAAAUUCCUUAUUAAUAGGAAUGAUUAGUUUUACCUGCGAUGUAAUUAGCAUAGAUAUAUUAACAAUAUAAAGAAGAAUAACUUAUAGCACUAUAUCCAAGUUCAUUAAACGUCACCACUCGCUAUCUGAGAAGUGUAGCUUUGAGAAGCUUGAUGAAGAUCAUAUUUACCCAUCAAAGCUGAUCUUAGUUACCCGAACAGUGGCCUAACUUUUGGAGAAUGCAUUUUAAAGGGUUUUAAAUGGCGGGUGGGUGGGUUUACAUGACUUUUUUUCUUAGAUAAAUAGAUUUUUAUUUUAGAUAUUGAUUUCACGAUGGCCACUGCCAAUCCCUGGCUAAAUUCUGGGGGCGUGGCUGAGCCGUGCCGCCUCGCUGUCUUCUGAUUGGUCAGAGCGAACGCAGGGGGCGGGGUUAGACGUCAGGGAGGUGUGUCUCAUCACCACGGUCACCGGGAUUGACUCCCACUGACCGCACCGGCAUAUUCUUUUAUUUUUGGAACCGGGAACGAGCUUCUUCCGCUGGCUGGUUUGACCUCUUUCCCUUCCAACUGCAUAAUCACUCAACUCUAGUUGUGUGUUUUUACCCAGAAUGCCACCUGUGCCCAAUGCCUGUCCUGGUACCAGUCAAACUGCCCCGAAAAGGGGACGUGGGGUCCCUCGGCAGGAAGCUGUGUCUCAUUUGUGUGUGUUUGUAAGUGUCGCGUGUGUUUCCGCACCCGGUCCUGGUGCAGUGGACCGAUACCAUGUGAAGAAACUUAAGAAAACUGUGGACUUUUUUUUUUUCAAAUUUUUUUUUUCCAAAUGCCUUUUCCUAUCGUGAUGAUGUCUACUGUCCCCACUAACAACUGUACAGUAUGCCUGACUAUUACAGAGAACACAUCCAUACAACACAACUCAAGCUCCAAAUGUGUUGCACAUCCCUCCCAUUGUAUAGUCCGUCCUAUCAUUUCAAA
Sinocyclocheilus rhinocerous is the source of this 2714-nucleotide messenger RNA. RefSeq names its product phospholipid phosphatase 3-like. The record is from RefSeq and is a predicted model, not a curated record. Bases 389 to 1324 code for a protein of 311 amino acids. Gene Ontology annotation, molecular function: phosphatidate phosphatase activity. NCBI's taxonomy places the organism in Eukaryota, Metazoa, Chordata, Actinopteri, Cypriniformes, Cyprinidae. Gene Ontology annotation, biological process: phospholipid dephosphorylation; signal transduction; phospholipid metabolic process. The transcript has 6 exons. Gene Ontology annotation, cellular component: plasma membrane.